UGUACACGCGUUCUCAUUGCACAGCUCUAGCCAUUUUCACGCACUUCUCUUUAAUCAUUACACUUUUAAUAGUGAUUAGUGUUGGCCCUAGUGCCGCGGCGGACUUCACCAUUUGAAAUUUGUGGGAACCAUGAUUAUUUGAUAAGCGCUCGUAGUGUACAGUGUAGUGUAGUGCAAGUGAUGUGUAUGUGAAGUUAGCAACCAUGUCUUCUAGAACGGGCCAACGUGGCCCAUCGUUGUCUACGAGCCAACGCAAGCAUAGGUCCAGGUCAGCACCGCGAUACGACCUCGAGAAGAAACCAAAGAAGAAGGAAUCCUCGGGCACUAGCAGUCUGGUCUCUAUCCCCAAUAGCAUUAAAUUGACUAUGCUUAAUAGCGGCCUCAUUUCCUUCGACCGAGUGACCUUUAAGCCUGAGACUGAUGAAAAUGGCUCCGUGUCCGAGACGAUACCGGACAAACCAGUGGAGCUGAAGAAUUUUCCAAAGCUGUGUGAACAACGGCGCAAGUUCCAAGUCCUCUACAAGCUUGAGUUUCAGACGGCGACCAAGGUGGAGACACACGCUUGCCGUCACGCAACCAAAAAGACUAAUUUACACAAAAACCAGAACCAAAAAGUCAUUCCUUACGACUACAACCGAGUGGUGCUACCAACGGUAGAUCGCGAGCCAGAUUCCGACUACAUUAACGCUUCCUAUAUAGAUAGUAUAUUAAAACCAAACGCAUACAUAGUGACUCAGGGGCCAACAGAAGAGACGGUGGUGUCGUUUUGGCGAAUGAUUUGGCAGGAACGAGCCGCCGCCAUCGUUAUGCUUACCAAGACUUUUGACUUCAUUAAGGUCAUGUGUGUCCAGUAUUGGCCAGCCAGCAAAGAGAAGGACGAAACAUAUGGAGACAUAAGUGUAGGAAUAGUUCAAGAAGAGGAAUUAGCUAAUUUUCACAUAAGAACCUUUCGUCUUUAUAAAACUGACAAAAAUGUGGUGAUAGAAGAGCGGUUUUUACUUCAAUUUCACUAUACACAGUGGCAUUCGCACACAUGCCCAUUCGGUAAUGCACUAUUGGAAUUUCGAAGGAGGGUCAGGGCUGUGGUGGGAAGAAGGUUAGCAGCCAGCACCGCGACGGGACCAAUGGUAGUACACUGCAAUGACGGUGGUGGACGUUCAGGAGUAUACCUAGCUGUCGAUGCAAAUUUAGAAUUGGCUGAAGAAGAAGACUGCUUUGACGUUUUUGGAUUCUUAAAAAAGCUACGACAAUCUAGAAAAGGGCUAAUUGAAAAUGAAGAACAAUACAAAUUCGUAUACGAUACUCUAGAAGAACAUGUGGUCUGUGGCGUGAGCUGGUUUCCCGUAUCAGAGUUGUCUCAACGGCUGAAGCAAAAGUCUCAAAGAGAUCCCGCGACAAAGCUCAAUGAAUAUCAGAAAGAAUACCAACAAAUCUGUAAGCAAACUCCAAGAUUCACGAUCGGUGACUGUGCAGGUGGUCAUAGGGGAGAUAACAGAGAGAAAAACAGAGAUGUUCUUGUUGUACCACCCGACAACUUUCGACCAUAUUUGACAUCGUUUCAAGGCAACAGCUUCACCGAUUACAUAAAUGCGGUUUUUGUAGACGGUUACACAAAACCUCGUGAAUACAUAGUGACUGAGUGGCCAUUAAUACGAACUCAAGGCGAAUUCUGGUCCCUUGUGUACGACUACGAGUGUGCAGCCGUUGUUGUUCUCUGUGUUCCUCCCAAAAACUCUCAACAGUAUCCUCCUUUCUGGCCUGAAGGACGGCAUUCUAAAAAAUAUGGACCCGUCUUCACUAUCGAUCACGUCUCACACAACCAUUACACUAAUAUAAAAACUUGGAUAUUUAGAAUUAACAAGAAGAUCGUUUCACUAACAGAGCUAAUGGCGGGUGUAAAAGCUCCGCCUAAAACAGUACAACUAUUCCAGCUAACCUGCUGGCCAAUGGGCCACAAGGUGCCAUCUUCAACCAAUUCACUCGUAGAGCUUAUGAACAUGGUUGAACGCUGGAGACAGAGGACUGACUAUGGGCCUGUCUGCGUUGUCUCGCCAGAUGGUCGAAGUCGAGCCGGAGUCUAUUGUGCAGCCAACGCUUGUAUAGAACAAGUAAUCCAACACGGUGAGGUUGACGUGUUUCAAGCCGUCAAGACGGUACGCCGACAUCGACCUCAGCUCGUCGAGAAUAUGACGGAAUAUAAAUAUUGCUACGACCUAGUUUUGCACUAUGUGCUACACUAUUUAAAUAAAGAUAUGAAUGAGAAGAAGUGAGAGUGCGAGCUCAAAGACGAGCUCUGGUUCAUAGAGUUCGGGCGGGGACCUGCGUUACCUACGACUCCCGAGGAGACCAGCCCUCCCGUGGUACCACGUGCCCCCCAGCGGCCUGUUAGACCACGCCGUGGCCUAUCACUCGACCGUCUGAUGCCAAACACGGUACGACCACCAUUGCACCAUGCCGUGACAAUGGAAGCGCCGCGACGCCCUCGAUCCAACAGGCCACCACUGCGUCGAUCAAUUCGUCUCGAAGACGAUGAAGGUGCCGCGGAAGAGCGACGCCGUGUUUUCGGCCACGGACCUCGAGCUCCGUCAUUUGAUGAGGAAGAUGCAAGCGAUCAUGAAUGUGAAUGCCAGCGUGCUUCCCUCGAAAGGUCUGGCCCCUCUGCUGAAAUGCCUGAUGAAGAUUACGAACCAGAGUUUGUCGCCUCUCCUCAUACGGAUAAACCUGACUCACGAGCACGCGGUGCUUCAGCAGACCGUGUGCUCGAGCAACGUGAACAUUUGACUCCUCGCGGGCCAUCCAGAGCCCACUCUCAGGGCGUCUUUGAAAGACGUUUACCUAAAAUAUAUAAGUUAGGGCUUAUUGAUAAGUCAAAACGAGCAAGCUCGAGCGCCCUUUAUGAAAGAGCAGAUAGAUCGCCCACUGAGGCAUUCUAUAAUGCUACAGGUUCUACACGACUAAGUUCACAAGAACUUUUUGAAAAGUUUUGUUCAGAAGAUUUUACUUCUCUAUACGGGAGAGAAGAAUAUAGACCUCGCCGUCCUCCUCACUCUAAAUCAACUGGAAGUAGUGGUUCAGAUGUACGUCACGAGAGAACUUGUUGUCGACGCAUACCAUGUGGCUCACAGCCUGCUUUAAAUCGGCGUCAUCACUACCACACUCCACGGUCUGAUCGGUCAACAGAUUCGGACGAUACAUCGCCCGGGAGAACUAAUUUUCGUAUUCCUUUAGAGAUAUACGAGCAAAGUAUGACUGAUUACUCGAGAUCAGCUGCACUACUAAGUCCUGAUAAGUUUGAAGCAAGGUUUACGUUUGAUAUAUCUGAACGCAGCGAAGUCACUUCGUAUCGUGACGAUACUCCGUCGGAUGCAACAGAAACAAGGAAUCUUACUCUGUAUGAAGAGCCCCAUUCUGAUCGUACGAGUAUUUGCGAAUUAUACGAUGCAGCUUUUUCUUCUCACCGACCAUCAUUCAAACGUCAUAGUUCACGUCGUCAGUGUGGCCCAUUUGAUUUAAGCAAUCUAGAUUUCCGUGCGAUUGAUGAUGAGAGUCCACGAACUAGCCGCCGUACAUCGCAGCGAAGUAUGGACGAUACUAUGCGUCAAACUUCAGAAUCUCGUAGUUGGGCAUCAGAUUCGGUUUUCGCCACACCAGAGCGCAGAGCGAUAACCACUACCACUACUUCGCCAUCAUCUACAGACACUCGAAAGUUCGUCACGGCCUCGGAGCGUGCAGAAUCAGCAGCAGCAGACUCAACUCAAGCUGAUACGACUGCGGCUGAAGAACAACUUAGCGUGAUUGAGCGAUCUGAAUACUCCUUAGCAGUCACUCUAGGUCGGAUAGACAUAGAUGGGUCCCCAGAAAGACCAGCUUCGUCUCCAUCAGGUUUAGUUCGCAUAUCUAGUCGACCUUCAAUGCUAAAAUUGGAGCCAAUAGAACCCGAGAGACUCUGCGGCGGCGCUGAACAAGAAACAAUUGCAGCAUCACGUAAACGGCGAGGGGCCAGUGAGCCACGACGCUCGGCUCGAUGUUUUCCUCUCUGAUGUCGCGCGGCGGCGCUGGCAUCGCCGCGUCGCAGCCGCCGCCACUACUCUGUGCCUUUUCGCUGCCGCUCAAAAGCGAAUGCGAGUCUAAAAUUAGCCCUUCAAAACAAAUCGAACAUUCGGGCUGUAGAGUCCUGUGUAGGUAUAGCUUAGCGGACUUUCUGUGUGUUCCUUUGCAGUAAAAUUGGAUAAAAAUAACGGUCUUUUCGAGGCCCAGGUAAGAAGUAUUCUGGUGGUUUUAAUGUGGUGUACCUACAUAUGUAAAGUUAUAGAUAAGAGGGUAUAAAAAGCGGAUCAAUGAACCCUUACCUUUGUCUAUCACUAACGGUAACUGCCAAACUCUUAAGUGUAAAUAUUUAU
This is a messenger RNA of Pieris brassicae (large cabbage white), 4400 nucleotides long. RefSeq names its product receptor-type tyrosine-protein phosphatase kappa (gene Ptp36E). Gene Ontology annotation, molecular function: protein tyrosine phosphatase activity. Bases 204 to 2270 code for a protein of 688 amino acids. The record is from RefSeq and is a predicted model, not a curated record. The transcript is spliced from 17 exons. Lineage: Eukaryota; Metazoa; Arthropoda; Insecta; Lepidoptera; Pieridae. Gene Ontology annotation, biological process: protein dephosphorylation.